Molecule: messenger RNA, 2096 nt
Organism: Ochotona curzoniae (black-lipped pika)
Lineage: Eukaryota; Metazoa; Chordata; Mammalia; Lagomorpha; Ochotonidae
Gene: MAT2B
Product: methionine adenosyltransferase 2B
Exons: 7
Coding region: 106-1110 (334 amino acids)
Biological process (GO): S-adenosylmethionine biosynthetic process
Cellular component (GO): methionine adenosyltransferase complex
Molecular function (GO): methionine adenosyltransferase regulator activity
Source: RefSeq, a predicted model, not a curated record
GGAAGUGGAGCGCGGGCGUCGGUUGGGGCCUAGCUGAGGCGGGCGGCGGCGCUCGGCUGUCGGGGAGGCGGCGGCCGCUCGGGCGGCGUCCUCAAGACGGCGGGCAUGGUGGGGCGGCAGAAGGAGCUCUCCAUUCACUUCGUGCCCGGGAGCUGCAGGCUGGUGGAGGAGGAAGUUAAUAUCCCCAAUAGGCGUGUUCUGGUCACUGGUGCCACUGGGCUUCUUGGCAGAGCUGUACACAAAGAAUUUCAGCAGAAUAACUGGCAUGCCGUUGGCUGUGGUUUUCGAAGAGCAAGACCAAAAUUUGAACAAGUUAAUCUGUUGGAUUCUGAUGCAGUUCAUCACAUCAUUCAUGAGUUCCAGCCUCAUGUCAUAGUGCACUGUGCAGCAGAGAGAAGACCAGAUGUUGUAGAAAAUGAGCCAGAUGCUGCUUCGCAACUUAAUGUGAAUGCUUCUGGGAAUUUAGCAAAGGAAGCAGCUGCAGUUGGAGCAUUUCUCAUCUACAUUAGCUCAGAUUAUGUAUUUGAUGGAACAAAUCCACCUUAUAGAGAGGAAGAUAUGCCAGCUCCCCUGAAUCUUUAUGGCAAAACAAAAUUAGAAGGAGAAAAGGCUGUACUGGAGAAUAAUUUAGGAGCUGCUGUCUUGAGGAUUCCAAUUUUAUAUGGUGAGGUUGAAAAGCUUGAAGAAAGUGCCGUGACUGUUAUGUUCGAUAAAGUGCAGUUCAGCAAUAAGUCAGCCAAUAUGGACCACUGGCAGCAGAGGUUCCCCACACAUGUCAAAGAUGUAGCCACCGUAUGCCGACAGCUGGCAGAAAAGAGAAUGCUGGAUCCAUCAAUUAAAGGAACCUUUCACUGGUCUGGCAAUGAGCAGAUGACUAAGUAUGAAAUGGCGUGUGCGAUUGCAGAUGCCUUCAACCUCCCCAGCAGCCACUUAAGACCUAUUACUGACAGCCCCGUCUUAGGAGCACAACGUCCAAGAAACGCUCAGCUUGACUGCUCCAAAUUGGAGACCUUGGGCAUUGGACAGCGGACACCAUUUCGAAUUGGAAUCAAAGAAUCGCUUUGGCCUUUUCUCAUUGACAAGAGAUGGAGACAGACGGUUUUUCAUUAGUUUCGGUGUUACAUUUUUUUGUUGUUUUUAUGUGGCACUUUGUAAAGAAUAAAGGAAAUAGUUUUGUAUGAGUACUCUAAUUGUGACUCGUAAUGAUCUUUCAGGUAAAAGAUGCUCUUGCACUAGUGAAAUUAUCUAAAGAACCUGAAGGGCAGCGCUGCUGUGUCUGCAGGGAUACCUGUCCUCUGCACCGUUGUAUUCCGGCUUAACCUUCAGCUUUAGUGUCGUGAAUUAGGAGAGCCAGGGCGAAACAUCUGUAGACUUUUUUUUUUGACUUCAGUAAAAUACAUUCACUCCUGUAACCUACUUUGAGGUUUUCCAUAACUGUUGACCUUAUUCUGAUAAUUGUUUUAAAGUGUAUAAAAUAGUAUGAGAAUCAUUGGUGUUCAUUAUUAUUAUUUUUGCUUGAGCUCAGAUCAAAAUGUUUGAAGAAAGAAACUUUAUUUUUGCAACCUGAGUAUGGUUUUUAUGCUUGAGAUAUUUCGAUGUGUAAUGUAUAUCGGAACUACCACUCGAUGCCUCCUGCUGUUGCAGCAGUGUAUGAUGAGCACAUGGGAGAGUGUGUGUAAGUUUUAAAUAUAAAUGUCUAACUUUCCUUUUCACUCCAUGUUGCUAAGUAAUACUUCAUACAUGUGAUUAUUCUAAUGCUAUUGGGCCAUGUAAGUCCUUUGACAUGAAAUUUCAUAAAUAAUAAAUAUGUACUGCUGGCAUGUAAUGCUUAGUUUUCUUGUAUUUUCUUUUUUGAAUGUAAGGACCAAAUAUCUAUACUAACCUCCUGUUGGUUUAACUUUGCAUUCUUAUGUAACAUCUAAUGCAUAUAGAAGAAUAUAAUUGAUAUAUUGAGAUACAGAAUGCCACAAUAAAUGCAAACCUGUGAAUCUCCCCCCAGCUCCCAGACUUGAGAUGUAGAAUAUUAUAGGUACUGUAUCUGCUUGUGCCAACUGAUUGCUUCUGAUUGUAAUGAAAAUAAAUAUAUAGUCUUGUUA